GCCGCGCGGGGUCCGGCCAUAUGCUAUAAAGGCGGCGAGGGCGCAGCCGGCUCCAGACUCACGAUCGCCGCGCAGCGUCCGGCCAGGUCCGCUCCGCGCAGCGCCAUGAGCCAGCUCAGCUCCAGUGAGUCCCCGGCCCCCAGCCAGGCUCCCGGCAGUCAGGAGAAAGCCAAAGCCGGGAACACCAAGAAGGUGGAGGAGGAGGAGGAGAUCGACAUUGAUCUGAACGCGCCUGAGACCGAGAAGGCUGCGCUUGCCAUCCAGGGCAAGUUCCGCCGCUUCCAGAAACGGAAAAAGGACCCCAGCCCCUGAGCAGCUCCCCUGCCCCCUUCCCACAGCCCCCUCCCCCGUGCUCCCCUCUUCCAGCACAGCCCGGAUUACCCUCGGUUUGCUCGCUCCUGCCCCAGCCCAGUUGGGCUGCUGGUAUUUUGCACGUUCUAUGUACCUGGUUUCGGGGGAUGUGGGGUGCCCCGGCCGCAGCUGCAUCUACAUGCCGAGCUCCUGCCUGGGAAAGCGGAGCCUCCUCUGCAUAUAGCCAUGGUGAUGGCACGGCAGGGUCCUGGUGCCACCCUCACAAAGCCAUGAAGGGGCCAGGGGCCCCAGGAUGCACAGUGCCCCCUGGGGCCUCAUGCAGGCGGCCAGGGUGGAGGCAGCCCAGGGAGAGGUCUUCUCCAAGGCCGCCUACCCCGUUUGCAGGAAUUCAGAGCCAGCCAGAUGUAGCUGCCCAUCGAUGUGGGCCAAGUGGACUCCAGCCCCACAAGGUUUGCUGCUGAGCAGCCCCAUGCUGAGUGGACACCUCUGAGCCACCCUCACCCUGUCCUAAGGGGGCCCUGCUCCUGCGCUCCUCACACUCCAUCCUGGGCAUCGCCCCAGCUGCACCCCAGAGGGGGCGAGUAGAGUCUAUGGCUAGGCUGGGUGUGGUGGGUGCUACAGGAUAGCUACAGUGCCUGGUCAGCACCCAUAGGACCAGGCCUGCAUUGCAGCUAACCAAGGCAGGACCCACCAAAUCUCCAGGCUUCCUGGGGCCCAGGACUGGAGGGAGAAGCAAGGCCACCUCCCCCCCCAGCUUUUCUUAGGCAACAUGGGGGCUAGGGGCAGCUGGUGACCCCCGGUGCUAUGGCUAGUGGUGGGGCGGGGCAGGAGAGGGGAGAAUGUCCAGGUUUUGAUCUACUCGGGGCCAGGCACAGAGCUACUGCCCUGGGCCCCACAUAGUGAGCACAGGGUGUGUCAGCACCCUGAAGACCCCUGCUGCCUCGUGUGGAACAAGGGAGACCCUGCCCCUCCCAUACUGAGAAUGGAGGCUCCGUUCCUCCACUGGGAACUGAGGAUUCCCUUUCCCUUCCUCCUCUGGGAACAGUGGUGACCUCCUUUUCUCCCCCCCCCCCCCCUCCCC
Pelodiscus sinensis (Chinese soft-shelled turtle) is the source of this 1393-nucleotide messenger RNA. RefSeq names its product Purkinje cell protein 4 like 1 (gene PCP4L1). NCBI's taxonomy places the organism in Eukaryota, Metazoa, Chordata, Testudines, Trionychidae. The record is from RefSeq and is a predicted model, not a curated record.